UUUGUAACGUACUUGACAUUACACAUGUCUUCUGACGGCUGUCCUCUAUAUCUAAUCAUCCAAAGUGCAUGAUAUUACUGUAACCAAUACUGACAGCAAUCAAAGAGUGAGUUGAACUGAAUGUAGGAGCUCUGAAGAGGUGAACAUGACUGCUAGAGGAACACCGAGUCGAUUUUUACAAAGCGUUCUUCAUAAUGGAGUGGGUCGCUAUGUUUGUCAGCUAAAGCGAAUAUCCCUGAUAUUCUCAAAGAAAGCCCAGGGCUCUUUAGGAGUCAGGGAUUUCAUUGAAGAAGGUGUGGUUGACUUUGCCAAGAAUAACCCAGGAACUGUGGUUUACAUCUCACCUCAGUCUUGCAGAAUUCCAAAGAUUGUAGCUGAAUAUUUGAAUGGUAAUGUGAAGGAGGAGAUGGUCACCAACAAAACAUCACAGGAAAUUGCAGAACUUAUAACUAAGCUGUCCAACCAAUCAGGACUGGACAUUAUCCGCAUUCGUAAACCCUUCCACACAGACAGUCCAAGUAUCCAGGGGCAGUGGCACCCCUUCACAAAUCGACCUCCCAGCAUCGAUCCAGUCGGCCCACAGACAAAAUAAGGACUUUGCAAUGUAUUUAUUCUCUGACUGAUGUUCUGACCUUUGACCUUCUGCGGCAGCACAAAAUCAACACAAAUUUUACAUGUUUUCAGCAGUGACCUGUUAGUAGAUGAAUUAUUUGUGGCUUGAUAAAGCUUAUAUAACAAUGAAA
Messenger RNA from Labeo rohita (rohu), 743 nucleotides. It is a transcript of the gene mrpl43, whose product is annotated as mitochondrial ribosomal protein L43. The transcript is spliced from 3 exons. Gene Ontology annotation, biological process: mitochondrial translation. The record is from RefSeq and is a predicted model, not a curated record. Gene Ontology annotation, molecular function: structural constituent of ribosome. The coding region runs from base 146 to 592 and encodes 148 amino acids. Gene Ontology annotation, cellular component: mitochondrial large ribosomal subunit. NCBI's taxonomy places the organism in Eukaryota, Metazoa, Chordata, Actinopteri, Cypriniformes, Cyprinidae.